UGUCGGAUUGUCGGCAUUCAUGCAUGAGGGAGGGAUCCCCCGACGAGAUUCUACAAUUAUUUAAGGACCAAGAGUAGUCCUGCUCCGUCAGACUUGUUCAUCAUCAUCAGAUUCAAAUCAAAUCAGCUCUCAACUGCGCUCAUAACAAUUAUCAACACACUUCCCGCGUUCUUAACGUCAACAAUGGCUGCUACUCGUCUGCUAUCUCGCAACGAUGUCCUUGACGUCAACCCCAGCACUGGUACCAACAUCUCCUUGGUUAGCCAUGGCUCGGAUUGGUAUUGGACUGCAUUCUCGAUCAUGGUGGUGACUGCGAUCUGCUAUGCGGCUACUUCGUUCAAGGUUCCUCGUCGCGAACGCUUCUUCCAUUACACUUCUAUCGCUGCUGCGAUCUUUGCUUCCGUCACCUACUUCUCUCUUGCUUCCAAUCUUGGAUGGACUGGUGUUGAGACCGAGUUCUCUCACUACCAGGCAGGUGGCAUCAGACAGGUCUUUUAUGCUAGAUACAUUGGCUGGUUCUUGGCUGCUCCUCUCUUGGUUAUGAACAUUGCAUUUUUCAGUGGACUUAACUGGGUCACUGCUUUAUUUAUGGCAGCGUUGACUGAGGUCUACGUUGUCUGCGGUCUCAUUGCGUCCUUGGUCCCAAGCUCUUACAAGUUUGGCUACUUCACCAUGGGUGCCUGCGCAUGGAUCUUGCUCUUUGUGAACAUCUUCUUUGUUGGAAUGCGUUCUAUCAAGACCUUGAAUGCGGCAACCGUCGAGCCUAAGCUAGCUUCGAUCUUCAGGUCCAUCGUCGCGGGAGUUGGUCUCAUCUACUCUCUCUAUCCGAUUGCUUGGGGUCUGUCCGAGGGAGGUAACGUCAUCUCUCCCACUUCUGAGGGUGUCUUCUACGGUGUCUUGGAUAUCAUGGCUCUGCCCGUUCUUAACUCGAUCUUGCUCUUCUACUCGCGCAAGCUCGAUAUCGAUGAGCUUGGAAUCGGUAUUCCAUCUGCCACCCACGCCUCACCUGAGAAGAACACUGCCUAGACUCACGUAAUUACCUGAUUCUAGUUCCAGCAGAUGGCUACUAUUUCGAGUCUUCUGGGUGAAUCCAGAUCAUGGCAAUUUUUAUUAUUAUGAUGUCUACGAACUAAGUAUUAUUGGUGUCUCGGUGUUUUGGGUGGAGUUCUUUUGCUUUUCUUUAUUUUACAACUCUUUCUGGAGUCUUUGAUAUGAUAUAAAGUGUCUUACUAGAUACUUUAGUCAGUUUAAUAUGAUUCAUUUCAAUUUUAAA
This is a messenger RNA of Myxozyma melibiosi, 1273 nucleotides long. RefSeq lists its product as uncharacterized. Gene Ontology annotation, cellular component: plasma membrane; endoplasmic reticulum. The record is from RefSeq and is a predicted model, not a curated record. Lineage: Eukaryota; Fungi; Ascomycota; Lipomycetes; Lipomycetales; Lipomycetaceae. Bases 184 to 1026 code for a protein of 280 amino acids. The transcript is spliced from 2 exons.